This is a messenger RNA of Ziziphus jujuba (common jujube), 1305 nucleotides long. RefSeq names its product probable mannitol dehydrogenase. Gene Ontology annotation, biological process: lignin biosynthetic process. Lineage: Eukaryota; Viridiplantae; Streptophyta; Magnoliopsida; Rosales; Rhamnaceae. The record is from RefSeq and is a predicted model, not a curated record. The transcript is spliced from 5 exons. Gene Ontology annotation, molecular function: zinc ion binding; cinnamyl-alcohol dehydrogenase activity. The coding region runs from base 131 to 1219 and encodes 362 amino acids.
GAUUCUCUGCCACUUUCCCUGAUGCUUAUUUUCCCAUCAAUCAAUUCGGCCAAAAAAGCUUGGACACGGUACGCGUGUAUACCCUGUCUUCAGGCAAAACUCUUUCUGCUAACUUCUGCUAUCUCAAACAAUGUCAAAAGCACCAGAAGAAGAGCACCCAGUGAAGGCCUUUGGCUGGGCUGCUAGGGACUCAUCUGGGCAUCUCUCCCCUUUCAACUUCUCCAGAAGGGAAACAGGUGAAGAGGAUGUGAGGUUUAAGGUUCUUUAUUGUGGGAUAUGCCACACUGAUCUUCACAUUAUCAAAAAUGAAUGGGGCUUCUCUCAUUACCCUGUUGUUCCUGGUCAUGAAAUAGUUGGGGAAGUGACAGAAAUUGGAAGCAAAGUGAAGAAAGUGAAAGUUGGGGACAAGGUUGGAGUGGGAUGCCUUGUUGGUGCUUGCCAUUCCUGUGAGAACUGCAAAAACGACCUUGAAAGCUAUUGUCCUUCUCUCAUUUACUCGUACGCUUCAACUUACCAUGAUGGAACGCGUACCUAUGGAGGUUACUCCGAUUCAAUGGUCGCCAAUGAGCGCUACGUUGUUCGAUUCCCCGAUAGUUUGCCGCUCGAUGCCGGUGCUCCUUUACUCUGUGCUGGGAUUACAGUUUACAGUCCCUUGAAGUAUUUUGGAUUGGCAGAACCUGGUAAGCAUGUUGGGAUUGUAGGACUUGGUGGGCUUGGUCAUGUGGCUGUGAAAUUUGCUAAGGCUUUUGGUGCCAAAGUGACUGUAAUUAGUACCUCUCCAAGCAAAAAAAAUGAAGCUUUGCAACAUCUUGGUGCUGACUCAUUUUUGGUCAGCAAGGACCAGGACCAAAUGGAGGCUGCGAGGGGAACACUUGAUGGAAUCAUUGACACAGUCUCUGCUGUGCAUUCAAUUUUGCCAUUUCUUGGCCUUUUGAAGUCCCAUGGAAAGCUUGUAUUGGUUGGUAUACCAGACAAGCCUCUUGAACUCCCUGUCUUUCCUAUUAUCAUGGGAAGGAAAACAGUGGCUGGUAGUAGCAUUGGAGGAAUGAAGGAAACACAAGAGAUGAUUGACUUUGCUGGGCAACACAACAUAACAGCAGAAAUUGAAGUUAUUCCAAUGGAUUAUGUGAACAAGGCCAUGGAGCGUUUAGCAAAGAAUGAUGUUCGAUAUAGAUUUGUCAUCGACAUCGGAAACUCUUUGGCCGCUUCCAAGCCUUGAAGACUGGCUAGUAACAUCUCAAUCUGAUUAUGCCCAAAUAAUUAAUUGAAUAAGAAUUAUUAGACUUCCAUAUAUAGCUAUGCCCC